UCCAACAUCAUCAAACUUUGCUCAUCUUACAACGGAAAUCGGCGCGUGAGAGGGGCGGUCGGCGGCCGGCGCACUCUUUCUCAUUUCAUCUCGUCUCACUUUCCCCUCUCUCUUCGCCGCGCGUGCGGAGGAAUGCGGCCCACCGCGUUUUUAAUUCUCACCUCAGCCCUAUAUUUUCCCUUUCGGUCAGUAACCUCAUAGACGGGACGUAUCGUUUCAAUUUCCUAACUCCACAUCCUCUUUGUCUCUCUCCCUCUCAUGUCCUAUGGGUUCCCCCCUUUUUUUUCCCCUUCGCCUUUUCUCUUCCUCUUGCUUGCCUUUUCGCGAGGACAGCAGGCGGCAGCACCAACAGGAGUACGGAAAGCAAAGGGGCCUCGGAUAUGUAAUUGCUUUUUUCAUAGAGGGGAUACGGACGUUCUGGAGCGGCUUGGCUGGCUGGUUUCUUGUUCGCGCAGAGUGCUGCCUUCUUGUCCCCCCGGCUCAAUUCCUCGCUUGUUCGGAUCCGUCACGGUUAAUUCGUCAAGUGGAUUUUCUUUUCUCUUGUUCAGCCUCACUGUGUUUUCCUUUUCCUGGUCGCACGAUCAGGCGUCUCGUUGCCCGCUUCUCGACAUCCCCUUCCCCUCGUGGGCAGGACACAGGAGAGGAAUUCGACGGUGCAUAUGCGUACAGACUGACAUGAGCCAUUUCCUUCUUUACGACGCGGGUUUUAUUAUAUUACUACUACUACUGAUACGACGGGUACGCGGGCUGCCGAGACGAUAUGAUAAUGACGACGGUAUAGCAUGUUUUCAUUUGGACGGGAUGGAUAGGGGUAGCUCUGCCUCGCCAGGAUUCCUUGGGUAUGUCUUUUUCGUCGUCUUCAUCGGGAGAUCGGGCAUAAAAAGUUAGACGCGCGCGCACACAUACACAGAUUGCAUCGUACUUAGGUGAGACUGACUAAAUUGGAUUGGCCCCCUCCCCCGGCUGUUGAUACCAUCUCUUUGGGGGAGGGAGGGGCGGUUUAUGCUCUACCUCGACGUGCAUCCCACGAACGGAUGACUAGCUACCUGUGUGUGUCGUAUCCCUCGUGCGUGUCUCCACGGGUCCGUCUU
Molecule: messenger RNA, 1091 nt
Organism: Durotheca rogersii
Lineage: Eukaryota; Fungi; Ascomycota; Sordariomycetes; Xylariales; Xylariaceae
Exons: 1
Coding region: 259-888 (209 amino acids)
Source: RefSeq, a predicted model, not a curated record